Acaromyces ingoldii is the source of this 1857-nucleotide messenger RNA. RefSeq lists its product as hypothetical. The record is from RefSeq and is a predicted model, not a curated record. NCBI's taxonomy places the organism in Eukaryota, Fungi, Basidiomycota, Exobasidiomycetes, Exobasidiales, Cryptobasidiaceae. The transcript has 5 exons. Bases 333 to 1718 code for a protein of 461 amino acids.
CCCCGUCCCCGUUUGCCCGAUUCGAUCCCGAGCAGAACGGUGAAAGACUAGGGCACUACAUAGGUAUCGGCGGCUCAGGAAAUUCAAAGAUGUGUUCUUCACUUGCGUUUCGCAAUGCUUCUUUUCGAUGUUCCGUAGGCUCGGGAACGGUAGCAAAUCUGCGCUCGUCCCGGCCUUUCUUUUGACGAGCUUGAUAUGAGAAAAGGAGAACCCUUGGUCCUCCCCCCUCUCUCUGUUACAACCAUACCCCCUCCUCCUCACUCUCUUUUCUCGGCCCCUUCCAUAGGCGAAGACGUCUGUCAAAGACGACGACAGCCACCACGCUCCUUAGCAUGCGGAACUCCACGCUCUUUUCAUUUACUCUUCUGCUGGCUUCGGCCUUCAUUGUCGUUCGGGCGGACGAUCCCGACGGAGUAUGGGGCUGGGCUAGCUUCACCCCUCAGACGGGAUACAAGGAAACCACCUUCCCCGUCCAGGGCACGUCCAACCUGUUCGGCUACAUCGAUGAUACGUACGACGCCUCCAAAAUCAAGCGCGUGAUUCUGCAGAUCCACGGUCACGGUCGAGACUGCUGGAACUACGCAAAGCACACCAGUAAGGCUCGCGACGAGGCAGCAGAGACGAUGGGGCUGGACCCCACAACGGUUCUCUCAAUCGCACCAGAAUUUCUCGGCAUCGGCGACAUGAAGUCAGGCAGCUUCAAGGCUUCAGACAACUACCUCUGCUGGCUCGGUGACGACUGGAGCGGCGGCUAUCAAAACAUCCCCGACUGCACGCCUGGCACUACGAACGUCACUUCGUUCCAAGCAAUGGACGCCUUGGUCGCUUGGUCGAGCGACAAGUCGCGAUUCCCCAAUGUCGACACCGUCGUUGUCAGCGGCCACUCGCUGGGAGGCCAAUACGUGAACCGAUAUGCCGCGCUCGGAAAGCCGCCGCAGACGGACGGUGUCGAUCUUGAGUACUGGGUCGGCAAUGCCGCUUCCUAUCUCUACCUCACCGACGCAAGACCUGCGAGUCGUGCCGAUCUUCAAGAUUGCCCAACCUACGACGACUACAAGUACGGCCUGACGACGCUUCGCACCGUGCUGGGUGCCUACGCGCCAACGUCUACUGGUCCUCUCGCAUCGCAAAUCUGGAACACCUACAUCUCGCGCAAUGUGCACACGGCACUAGGGCUGGCAGAUGCAGGUUCUGGCAACUUGGGCUGCGAAGGCCUGGUCCAGGGCAAGUCUCACCUGGAUCGUGGUCUGGGAUACAUGAACUUCAUUCAGAGGUUCGCAGGUGGCCUGCCCCUCAGCCACACCGUCGACUACUUCCCAGGUGUACAGCACAAUGCCGGCAAGAUGCUCACUCAGCCCACAUCUCUCAAACGUCUCUUCUUUGACCGAAGCUCGGGCGGCACCACGCAGCCCAGCCUGGACGGUGGCAGCAUCAUGAAUGGCACCGUACUCAAGUUCUGGUCGACCUCAGGCCGAGUCUCGGCAAAGCAGCUGGCUGCACUGGGACAGCACGUCGUCCAAAAAAAGGUGUCUUCAGGUGCUACAGCCUCUAGUGCGCAUUCGUCACCGAAUGCGACUUCGUCGCCAUUGUCGCAGGGUACUGCGCGACAGGGCGUCACCUUGACUCCUUCAUCAGCGUUAGCGGCACUGCCACUAGCCGUGCCCUCUCUCCUCGCUCUCUCACUCGCCUCGGUCCUCCUUCUCGUCGCUACCUUCUGAGAGGAGCAUGCUUAGCACUGCCUCUAUACCAUUGAUGCUCGCUUGUACUCUAAAUUUUGCUUUCUUCCCGGACUAAGUCGGGAUGUUGGCCUACAUGUCACUGUCGUGUUGAAUUAUAUGUCUUGUGCCAUUAUACAGA